ACGGUGGGAUGAAGAGGAAGUGAGCAGCAUGACAUCAGUUCAGCAAAACUAGAUAAACACAUUCAGAUCCUCAUUUCCUCAGUGUGCGCCGUUGAAUGCUGCAUGGACAUGGAGUUGUAAGCCGUUUACAGUGUGUGGAAAUCUAAUGCUGCUGUUUCCUCUCUCUAGCGAUGUCUACGAAAACAUGGCUUCCUGGUACACAGUGUGUCGCCAAAAGUGACCACACAAGACCUAAACCCAAUGAAAUCUUCUAUCGCAAAGGAGAUAUCCUUACCAUUUUAGGUUUGGAGUUGUUAAUGGGGAAGGCCAUCUACAGAGCCAAGCACAACAGGACAGGUGAAGAAGGUCUGAUCUUUGCUUCUAACAUGCGAGAGCGUGAAGCCCUGCGUGUAGACCCCAGUCUCAGCCUCAUGCCAUGGUUCCAUGGGAAGAUCUCAGGUCCAGAGGCUGUCAGCAAACUGCAGCCGAUGGAGGACGGCCUGUUUCUGGUACGCGAGUCCAUUCGGCACCCUGGUGACUAUGUCCUGUGUGUAAGCUUUAAGCAAGAGGUCCUUCAUUACCAUGUCAUCUACCAGGAAUCCAAGCUGACAAUUGACAGGACCCAGUACUUCUACAACCUCAUUGACAUGGUGGAGUUCUACGCCAAGAACAAAGGCAUUAUUGCUACCACACUGCAGAAACCUAAAGAGAAAGAGGGCACUAAGUCUGCUGCACUGCAGCUCUCAAAAAUGGGCUGGCUAUUAGAUCUCUCAAAGCUAACUUUGGGAGAAAGUAUUGGAAACGGCGAGUUUGGAGCGGUGUUUCAGGGUGAGUACAUGGGCAGGAAGGUGGCAGUGAAAAACAUAAAGUCUGAUGUCACUGCUCAAGCUUUCCUGGACGAGACUUCUGUUAUGACAAAACUGCAGCAUAGGAAUCUGGUGCAGUUAUUAGGAGUGAUUCUACACAAUGGCCUCUACAUCAUCACAGAAUUUAUGGCAAAGGGUAAUCUGGUGAAUUACCUACGAUCACGAGGUCGCUCAGUUAUAACCACAGCUGAACUCCUGCAAUACGCUCUAGAUGUGUGUGAAGGCAUGGAAUAUCUGGAGUCAAAGAAACUUGUACACCGGGACCUGGCUGCCCGUAACAUCCUCAUAUCUGAGGACAAUAUUGCCAAAAUCAGUGAUUUUGGCCUGGCCAUGGUUGACUGUCAGAGCAUUGAUGUUGCAAAGUUACCUGUGAAAUGGACUGCACCUGAGGCCUUAAACAACAAGAAGUUCUCUACACGGUCAGAUAUUUGGAGUUACGGUGUGCUUCUAUGGGAAACUUUCUCCUUUGGCAGACAGCCCUACCCCAAGAUGACUCUGAAGGAGGUGAAGGAGAAAGUGGAGGAGGGAUACCGCAUGGAGCCGCCUGAAGACUGUCCAUCUGAGAUCUAUGCCAUCAUGAGGCUCUGCUGGGAGAAGGACCCCAAAAUGAGACCGUCAUUCCAUAAGCUCAAAGAGCGUCUACAGGCUGAGCUGAACAAACACGAGUCCCCCACAGAGUCCUGACAUCAUUUUCUCCAUUCGCACAUCUGCUUUCUUCAUAGCAGACCAGACAUUUUAUUCACAAAUAAUUACACUAUACUGUAUUGGACACAGUAACAAGGUUCCUGCUGUAACCUGUUCACCAAGAGUUGACACGGAAUAUACUCUCUAUAUGUCACUUGCUAAUUUAUUUUUAUUUAUCUAACACUUUAUUUCAAAAGGACAUUUCACAAUGGAUGUGUAAUCUUCUUAAGUGAGGAUACAGACCUCGAAGCAAAAGGCAGCAUGAAGCUCAUAUUUAUGUUUUGAAAGCUGGCAGAACUGAAAAGACAGUUAUAAAAUGUUGCUAUGGACUGUGGAUAUAUGGAAGGAAUAUGACCUGUGGCUCAACUCAGAAGAUAAAAUUAAGCAGCAAACCUUUGUGCUUAAUUGAAAUUUGUGGAGAAGAAUCUCUCUUUAAUCUACACAUCAUAAGACUCAGUGCUACAUUUUGGUCUGCUGAGAACUUUUGUUCUAUACUGCAUUUUUGAGAAUUUUUCAAAGAUAAUUUGUUUGUCUCUCUGUCUUCAGAGGAUAAAUGUAAACAGCACAAAUGCAGGAGGAGAGACGGACUCUUCUGGGGAUUAAAAUUCAAGAUCACGAGUA
This is a messenger RNA of Pangasianodon hypophthalmus (striped catfish), 2150 nucleotides long. It is a transcript of the gene matk, whose product is annotated as megakaryocyte-associated tyrosine kinase. NCBI's taxonomy places the organism in Eukaryota, Metazoa, Chordata, Actinopteri, Siluriformes, Pangasiidae. Gene Ontology annotation, biological process: protein phosphorylation. The record is from RefSeq and is a predicted model, not a curated record. Gene Ontology annotation, molecular function: ATP binding; protein tyrosine kinase activity. Bases 171 to 1529 code for a protein of 452 amino acids. The transcript is spliced from 13 exons.